Messenger RNA from Mangifera indica (mango), 860 nucleotides. Its product is annotated as transcription factor PAR1-like. The coding region runs from base 190 to 606 and encodes 138 amino acids. The transcript has a single exon. Gene Ontology annotation, biological process: regulation of DNA-templated transcription. The record is from RefSeq and is a predicted model, not a curated record. Lineage: Eukaryota; Viridiplantae; Streptophyta; Magnoliopsida; Sapindales; Anacardiaceae.
CAAAGCCCAAACUCGGUGGACCCAAGCUUCGUUGGCAUUGACAUUUCUAGAGCUCGACAGAAAUUUGACGCCAUUUCUUCUCGUACUUAACUCGACAAUCUCACUGCUGAGGUCAUAACUCAUAAACAUAACCCUACUUCUCAUUCUCUCUCUCAAGCUUCCUCGUUUUCUCUGGUCUGGUGUAUUAGUAUGGAGAACGCGCUAAGCUCAACAGCCUCCAUGCCCAAAUUUCGGAAGAGUGAAAGAAAAAUAAAAACGAAAACCCACAUGAAAGGUGAAGCUGCAGUGCAUGAGCGUGAUUGUAGUUGUCGGUGUAGCAAGAGAGGUGAAACUGCUAGUAGUGGUAGCUGUGAGCGGAGGAAGAGAAGAGACACGGAGGUUUUUGAUAGAAAAGAAGACGACGGCGAAGAUGAGAUAGGUGAAGUGGAAAGAAAGAUUGUGGUAUUGCAAAGGAUUGUACCUGGAGGAGAAUCACUAGGGGUUGAUAAAUUGUUUGAAGAGACAGCUGGCUAUAUAUUGGCUUUACAAUGUCAGAUUAAAGCCAUGAAAGCUCUUGUUAGUUUUGUUCAGGGCCUGGAGAAGGAGAAGAGGAAAUUUGGAGGUUGAUGAUGACGAUUAAUUAUGUCAUUACUUCAUUACCAAUUUUAUCUGCUUUAAAUUUCUUUUGCCAAUCAGUAUUGUUGGGUUGGGAGCAAAAGUAUUCCUUUUUAUUCUUAUUUUGUUUAUGGUAUUUUAUUUCGACAAUUGACACUUCUCGGUGCAAUACAGCAAUGAGAAGGAAGAGGAUGAAUAGUAAUGGUAGGAAUAUUGGAAUAUGAACUGAUCUUCCUUUUUUAAUGAAAGUAGUUUUAAUGUUGACA